Trametes versicolor FP-101664 SS1 is the source of this 429-nucleotide messenger RNA. RefSeq lists its product as uncharacterized. Lineage: Eukaryota; Fungi; Basidiomycota; Agaricomycetes; Polyporales; Polyporaceae. The record is from RefSeq and is a predicted model, not a curated record. The transcript has a single exon. The annotation marks the transcript as partial.
GUUCUUCGCGAGUAUCGCGCUGUUGUCUCCGGUUCUGUGGCGCUGCAUUUUUUCCUGUCGGAUGAGAGCUGGGUGCCAGGUGACAUUGACAUAUACGUUCCUGAUGCUGUUUUUGACGCUAUGUGCGAACGCCUACUCACAGAUGAUGCUCUAGGUUGCCAUGCCGCAUCCCGACAAUACCUCCUUGGGCGGCGCGUGGAACGGAUGGUCGACGUUCUCGACACUGGGAUGCGAUAUGCCGUUAAAGAUGUUGUUCGGCUGAUCACCCGAACCGGCCGCGGGCUUGAUCUCGUGCGGAGUCGUACGUCUAGCGCUGUUUCGCCGCUGCUUGAUUUCUGGUCUACUCUAGUUCGCAACUUCUUGACGCCCGACUUAUGCGUCUGUGCGCAUCCCGACGCCACGUUCCGCCGACAAGCAAUCCUCAAGUCG